UUAAUCUUCAAACACAAACAAUUAUAAUUGCCACAAUUUCAAUAGGAUACUCGUUGCUAUCAGCAAUUGGUACAAUUCAAAGCUGGGCUUAUCCAAUUUUAUUAGAAGAAAAAUUUAAUUUAAAUGAUUACAAUGAAAACCAUUGUCACAAAAUAUCAAGUUUUCCAUUUUUUUUACCUCUAAUAUUUCCUGAAAUUGUUGGAAAUAUAUUUAUUUUACUAUACAUGAUAUCUUCUGGAUUUUUGUUACGUGGUGCAAUACUGUGUGAAAAAUAUUGUCUCAUUCCUUGGCUUACUUUGACAUCAUUUUGUAUUGUUUUACACGUUGGAAGUUCAAUAAUUGAAUUCGCAGUAUUUUUUUCAGUCAAAUGUUCAACUCCAGAUAAAUUUACAUCACUCAUUGGAUUAUUAUUUAUUUGUGUUGUGGAGAUGUAUUUUAUAGCGACAAUUUAUUUUUUUUACGACAAGCUAGAUGAUGAUUUUUUGAAUCAACAAAAUGAUAAUUAUUUGACUCAUCAUAGUCCAGUAACUAAUAAUCAUAUAAAUAUUACACCAGGUGUUUAUACACUUUCAUCGACAAUUACAAAUGAAUUACCACCUGCAUAUGAUCAAAUACCAUCAAAUAAUCCACCACUAUAUGCAGAUGCAAUUGCACAAAUUAUUGUCAACAAAUCUAAUCAGUAAGAAUAAUUUAUUUCCUAUUGUAAAUAUUAUUUAAAUAAUUUUGUAAAA
Aphidius gifuensis is the source of this 731-nucleotide messenger RNA. RefSeq lists its product as uncharacterized. Bases 225 to 683 code for a protein of 152 amino acids. The transcript is spliced from 5 exons. NCBI's taxonomy places the organism in Eukaryota, Metazoa, Arthropoda, Insecta, Hymenoptera, Braconidae. The record is from RefSeq and is a predicted model, not a curated record.